This is a messenger RNA of Amphibalanus amphitrite, 4237 nucleotides long. Its product is annotated as CUGBP Elav-like family member 3-A. Gene Ontology annotation, molecular function: mRNA binding. The transcript has 13 exons. Gene Ontology annotation, cellular component: cytoplasm; ribonucleoprotein complex; nucleus. NCBI's taxonomy places the organism in Eukaryota, Metazoa, Arthropoda, Thecostraca, Balanomorpha, Balanidae. The record is from RefSeq and is a predicted model, not a curated record. Gene Ontology annotation, biological process: mRNA splice site recognition; regulation of alternative mRNA splicing, via spliceosome. The coding region runs from base 59 to 1378 and encodes 439 amino acids.
CAGCGAGCGCCGGCGACGGGAGGUGAUAGCGCCAUUGUGUACGCCGCCGCUCGUGAACAUGCUGUACAAUGUGGCGUCGGUGCCGGGCGGCCUGGAGCCGGCCUUCUACGCGCCGUACCGGCAGCCGGCACUGCUGGCGGCCAAACUGAGCGAGCCGGCGCCGGCGCACAAGGAGCCGGACGCCGUCAAACUGUUCAUCGGCCAGAUCCCGCGCCACCUCGAAGAGCGCGACCUGCGGCCCAUGUUUGAGGAGUUCGGCGCCAUCUACGAGCUGACCGUGCUCAAGGACAAGUUCACCGGCAUGCACAAAGGGUGCGCCUUUCUCACGUACUGCGCCAGGGAGAGUGCCGCCAUCGCCCAGAGCUCGCUGCACGAGAAGCGCACUCUGCCGGGGAUGAACCGGCCGAUCCAGGUGAAGCCAGCCGACAGCGAGAGCCGAGGAGAUAACUCCAACGAAGACCGCAAACUGUUCAUUGGGAUGCUGAGUAAGCAGCAGACUGAAGAGGACGUCAAGCAGCUGUUCCAACCGUACGGCCGCGUCGAGGAGUGCACCAUACUGCGAGGAAACGACGGCGUCAGCAAAGGCUGCGCGUUUGUCAAGUUCUCGUCACACCAAGAGGCGCAGACGGCCAUCAGCAGCUUACAUGGCAGCCAGACGAUGCCUGGCGCCUCGUCCAGCUUAGUGGUCAAGUUCGCCGACACUGAGAAGGAACGUCAGCUGAGGAGGAUGCAGCAGAUGGCCGGCAACAUGGGACUGCUCUCGCCGUUUGUCGUCAACCAGUUCGGCGCCUACGGCACAUACGCGCAAUUUGUCGACAGCCCUCCGGCGGCGCUGGUGGCGGCCCAGGGCAGCUACAUCAGCCCCAUGCCGGCCAUCGCCCCGCUGACGCCAGGCGCUCUCACCAGCGGGCUGCCGACCUCCAUCGUACCCACCUCCAACGUGCUGUCAUCACCAGCCACGAUGGGAGGCGAUGCGCCGUUGCAGCCGACAGCCGCCGCCUACCCAGCUAUGCCCUACUCGGCCGUCGCCGCGUUUCCGCAGCCCUACCCGCCGAUGGUGACACAGCCGCCCCUCAUUCUGCCCCGGGAAGGGUGCAGUAUAAGUGGCCCGGAGGGCUGCAACCUCUUCAUCUAUCACCUGCCGCAGGAGUUCGGCGACGCCGAGCUCAUGCAGAUGUUCCUGCCGUUCGGCAACGUCAUCUCCUCCAAGGUGUUCAUCGACCGCGCCACCAACCAGAGCAAGUGCUUCGGGUUCGUGAGUUUCGAUAACCCGGCGUCGGCACAGGCGGCCAUACAAGCCAUGAACGGCUUUCAGGUGGGCCUGAAGCGGCUCAAGGUGCAGCUGAAGCGACCCAAGGACGCUUCGCGGCCCUACUAGGAACCGGGAACCGGACGACAGAACUCGGCGACCAACUAGCACAGGCGUCCCGAUGGUGUCGGAGCGGCGCGCGGCUCAGCCACCACUGCGCCCUGCUCGGCAGUGGCCGAGCCGGCAGCCACCCACCGACCCGUGCCCGCCGUGACCGCCGACCGCCGACUGGCGCAACUGGGCGUGCGAGGCUGGUCACACCAUCGGCGGCCGGUGCAGCCAGAAACUAUUUAUUUAGUAUUUAUUGUAGGUGCUGGCAGUAGCGGGGAGCACGACUCUGCGGUCUCGCCACCGGAUACUGAUACCCGGGUCGACUCGAAGGCUCCUGCGGUGAUGCAGCGCAAGGCCGGCUGCCGGCGGCGCUGGCCGGGAGCCGGGAUCCGGGAUCCGGGAGGCGCGCGCUGGCCGGGAGCCGGGAGCCGGGAGGCGCGGCCCUGCUGCGCGCUGUGCUGUGGCGCCGGCGCAUGCAGUGCAGCGCAACACGGAUGGGAGGACGUGCUUACCACGACUGGUACUUUGCAGCUGACAGCGAUUUUACUUCUUAGGAGAUGAACCGAGCUUAUCUUUCCCAGACUAUGUACAAUGAUGUUUGCGAGGUCAGCUGCGCUCUCAGCAUACCGGGUAGUCAAGCAUUUUUUACAUCGUAAGUCUAUGUUCAUUCUUCUAAAUGCAACAUAGGAGUAGCUUUAUUUGAAGUUGUGGGCCAUAUUUACGAUUGUGCAAAUUAUUGUUAACGUUUCUGCUAUGUAUUUGGUUUUCGUUUUUGUACUUCAUCGUAUAUGUCGAUCUCUGUGAUCCAGUGGAGGUAAAGUCUAGUCAUGAAGCGCUUAUUUUCCACCUAUAGUUCGUUUUCUUUCAAGUUCGACCCUCACUGAAAACAUCUUUUAGAACACAGUACAAGAAUUGCUAGCUGAAUUACUGAGAAAACUGAUUAGCACACAUUACAUCGGAGAUAUGAAAUAACACUUUCAAAAUAAAUAGUAAACGCCGAUGAUGUACUGUUAUGUUACACGCCGUGCGAUUCGUUAAUUAGUUUAGUUAUUAUUCCUUACAAGUCCUCUGUCCUUCUGGGGUUGUAAAUAUGGCCUUGCUAGUCUGUGAUAAAAGCCAGUUAGAAAUAAUUUUGUUUCAGUUGAUUGUCAGCGAAAUAAAUGUGCGCAAACCAGCUUUCUCAGUAAUUCAGCUACCGAUUCUCGUGCUGUGUUCAAACUGAGACGGUUACAGUAAGGGUCAACUAAGAAAAACGAACUAUAGCAGUGCUCUGUUUUUCACACAUGUGCAAUUUCCACAAGUCAGAACUUCAGCGUAGUACUUACAUGCUGCUUAUUUAAUAUUUACAGAGCAAUGACUCGUUUUCGCCGCAGUGUCUUGCACUCGAUACGUUUCUUGUGGGAUGGCCGCGCAAUGUACUGAAUCCCGAAUUGCCCUGCGGCCGGGCGGCGGCGGGGCGGGGCAGCCGCCGCCCGGCGCGGGCCAGUGCCAACCGACAGCGCACGCACGGGGCCCCGCUGACUCGGCCCGAGAGACGCGCAGCUCGGGGCGGCCAGCUGACUAGUGCGGUUCGUACUUGUUUGUUACAAGCGUUUAUCACCAUGAGGUUGCCUCGUCCGGCCGGGACUGUUGCGCGUUACAAUUGUAGUGUUGCGUUGUUAUGGAAGGUGGCGUGUGCGCAGGAGCCGGCCGGCCGGCGGACCAGAGACCAUUCGCCGGCGGACCAGAGACCAUUCGCCGGCGGACCAGUGUGGUCUGCGCCGGUCCGGUCCGCCACCCAUCGGCCCGACGGCACGGAACGGAAGCGGCACUAAGCGCUGCGUGUGACCUGUACAGAGCUGACGAGUAGCUACUGAUGGCUGGUUAUGUACUCUGCAGUGCGGGCGCGCUGGCAUGGUGCCGUUGCCGAGUCGAGAGACCUUGUACUCCCUGUGUUUGGUAGGCUCACGGGACCAACAUAUUCUCAAUGCGUUCCUGUUCUGUAUGUACAUGCCUGCCCGUGCGAUAGGGCUCUCCAGAGCCGCCUAGCCUGGCGCGGCGCCGGCCCGGUCGCGCGGCUCCCCCGGCCGAGCGCUCAGUGGCGGCCUUCGCUGCAGCGCCACAGGCGAGAGCUGGAUUGUCGCAACUGCAAGCAUAUCAUGGGUCGGUAGGACACAAGACAGCGGCUGCGGUCCUGCGGCCCAGCGCGCAGUCUAGCCCUCGCCAGUGCCCAGCGGAACACCAGUGGAACGUAGGACGGACUGUCGAAACCAGGUAGAGGACCAGGGGUCGGCUUGACAGUAUUAGAGGCGAGCCCAGUCACCUUAGUCGCGGCGGUAUUGGAAGUGGGCGGCGCUGAGGAUUGUGGAUGUCGGUGGCGUGGCGAGUGGUGGUGGUCAGAUGGGAGGAGUCGGUCGGCCGAGGAUGGUGGAUGUCGGUGGGCGUGGCGAGUGGUGGUCAGAUUGUGGAUGUCGGUGGCGUGGCGAGUGGUGGUCAGAUGGGAGGAGGCGGCCGACUCAGACACACGCGGCACGCCGACAGCCGGCCGAUCGGGCCACUCGACCAGCCGGCGGCGCCGCGGCACGGCCUCGGACGCACGCCUCUGAUGAGACACGCCCGCGUGAAGGACUAGCGUAAAUCGGAGCACUCAACUACCAUACAUGCAUGGCGGCGGGAGCAUGCGCGCGCCGCGGCUGGGCCGACGGACGUCAGUGCGCAUCCUGCUCUAGGUCAGCGGAAGGCUGGGCGUGCCGCCGCGACCAAGGAGCCGGGUAUGGACAGGGCAGCUGACGACAGAGGCGUGCCAAUCGACGGCCGGUCGGCGGGGAAAUGCCCAGCUUGCAUAUUGUAUAAGACAUUCUUUGUAACAAAAUAAAUUUAGCAGGUACAUAGACCAGA